Messenger RNA from Zasmidium cellare ATCC 36951, 417 nucleotides. RefSeq lists its product as uncharacterized. The record is from RefSeq and is a predicted model, not a curated record. Lineage: Eukaryota; Fungi; Ascomycota; Dothideomycetes; Mycosphaerellales; Mycosphaerellaceae. Bases 1 to 417 code for a protein of 138 amino acids. The transcript is spliced from 2 exons.
AUGCGUUCAACUCACCUAAGCGACCCUACCUGCAACACGUGCGGCUCAUGUGGUUUGGGAAAAACCUUCUCCAUCGCCAUCGACAUUCCAAGUUCCAGCCAAACAAGAGCGACACGAAGUCAGCAAGUUCGUCCACUUCUCCACAAACCUCCACCAUUUCCCCAGCGCGGUGGAAGCCGUGAGAUGCGAAGAGCUGUCAGCACAGAUGAGCAUGAUGAUGAGGGGGAGGGAGAGGAGGAGAAGGGAAAGGUGAGAUGUGCGCAAGCAAGGUAUGUAUCUAUGUGUUUGGUAUCAUCAUUUCAUACAGCCUCCGUCGUCGAACGAUCGACCCCAGCCUCUAUUAUCGAAUCGAUGCAGAAGUGGUUCGCCAUCUCCUCUCCCCGUCCGUCAGCGAAAGCUGGAACCCAACCCUAUUAG